This is a messenger RNA of Cladocopium goreaui, 828 nucleotides long. The record is from the annotation of a GenBank genome assembly. NCBI's taxonomy places the organism in Eukaryota, Dinophyceae, Suessiales, Symbiodiniaceae.
CGCCAUUUUUGCUGCGGAUUUUUUGCCGGCGUUGUGCUGCUGAUCUGUUGAGAUGUCUGUCGAGCUGUCUGAGAUGUGCAAAGGCGUCCAGCCAUGUGUCGUUGAACCUUGCAGCUACUUGGUCGCCUUUUCGGGUGUCCUGACGCUGCGUUUUCGCGGCUUUCCACCGCAACUCGUUGGAUUGAAGGAGCGAAUGCUUGUGGACUACCAGGGCCUGGUGAAGGAAGGCCCCGGCAGUUUGUGGCCAAAGAGUACUUUGGGAGCGCUGGUCGAUGGUAAGCGCUUAGAUCGGGAAGCCUUGAAGGUGCUACAAGAGCUUUGUGCCAAAGGUGAGGAACGGCUCAAGUCGAUGGCUUUACAGCUUCCAGUGGAUGUCCUGAGUUUGGUGUUCUACGAGAACAGGGCCUUGGAGCGCCGCUUCCAGACCACUUCCUUACCCUUGGUGCCACAGGGCGCGGGGGCGCGUGAUGUGUCUGCACCAGCGGAGGAGCAACUGAAAAGGUCGGAUGACACGCAGCUGGAGACCUUAGAGGAGAGCUAUUGGGAGAAGGCUUCCAAGGAUGGCAAUCGCGAGCCUCACUACAGGAGCCCCCACCCCGGAACCACCUUGGUCUGGGACUAUGGGAAGUUGGAAAUCGACGCGGUGCAGAAACUGCUGAAGGAGUUGCAGGUCUUUCGACAAGAAGUGAUGAAAGCACUUCCUGGCUACUAUGUCUUCUUCGAUGAAGGUGCCCUGCACGUCACCAUCCGGGGGAUGCAAUAAGUCUACACUCCCGAGACGCUGCGUGGUGCAAAAUGGAUGGCCUUUGCUCAGUGCGAAAGUUGGAC